AUGACUCAAGUCCGCACCUUCACCCUUCCCCAGCCUCUUGGAGAGAGACUCUCUGAGCCUACUCCCAAGUCGGCACCCAUCGACGCCUCCGUUCCUCGUUCUGUCCCUGAGAUCCCCGAACUUCCUCAGCAACGACGUGACUCGUCCGCCAGACUCAACGGCGACUACAAGCGAGUUCCCAUGGCUACCUACAGCGAGUCCAAGAAGGAGGGCGGCAUCACCUUCUCUGGCCAGGACAAGCUCCCGAAACUCCCCAUCCCUGAGCUGGAUGCCACCUGCAAGCGAUACCUCGAAGCCCUUAAGCCCCUCCAGACGGUCCGGGAGCACGCAGAGACUCAGCAUGCUGUGAACGAGUUCCUCAAGGGCGAUGGCCCUGAGCUGCAGGAGAAGCUGAAGGCUUAUGCCCAGGGAAAGACCAGCUACAUUGAGCAGUUUUGGUAUGAUUCCUACCUAAACUACGACAACCCCGUUGUUCUCAACCUCAACCCCUUUUUCCUCCUGGAGGAUGAUCCGACCCCCGCUCGCAACAACCAGGUCACCCGAGCGGCAUCCCUAGUUGUCUCAUCCCUCGAGUUUGUUCGAGCCGUCCGUAAGGAGGAGCUUGCCCCAGACAAGAUCAAGGGCACCCCCCUGUGUAUGUACCAGUUUUCACGACUUUUCGGCACUGCCCGAGUCCCUACCGAGGCCGGUUGCCAGAUCGAGCAAGACCCCGAGUCGAAGCACAUUGUCGUCAUGUGCCAUGGCCAGUUCUACUGGUUUGAUGUCUUGGACGACAACUCGGAUCUCAUCAUGACCGAGAAGGAUAUUUCCAUCAACCUGCAGACCAUCAUCGAUGAUGCCACUCAAAUCCCCAUUCAGGAGGCUGCAAAGGGCGCCCUGGGUGUCCUGAGCACUGAGAACCGCAAGAUCUGGUCCGGACUUCGAGACGUCCUGACCAGUGAGCCUGAUUCCAACAACGCUGACUCUCUCGGCAUUGUCGACUCGGCUCUCUUCGUCCUCUGCCUGGACUACACGGAGCCUGCCGAUGCUGCUGCUCUGUGCCAGAAUAUGCUUUGCGGCACCAGUGAGAUUGAGAAGGGUGUCCAGAUCGGAACUUGCACCAACCGCUGGUAUGACAAGCUCCAGAUCAUUGUCUGCAAGAACGGAAGCGCCGGAAUCAACUUUGAGCACACGGGCGUCGACGGUCACACGGUUCUUCGGUUCGCUAGUGACGUUUAUACUGACACCAUCCUCCGUUUCGCCCGCACCAUCAACGGCAUGGCCCCUUCGCUCUGGGCCUCAUCCAGUCCGGAUCCCUCCAAGCGUGACCCUGAGAGCUUUGGCGAUGUCAGCGUUACUCCCCGGAAGCUCGAGUGGGACAUGAUUCCUGAGCUCAGCGUCGCGGUCCGAUUUGCUGAGACCAGGUUGGCCGACUUGAUUGAGCAGAACGAGUUUCAGACCCUGGACUUUAGCCACUACGGAAAGAACUUCAUCACCUCGAUGGGCUUCUCUCCCGAUGCCUUUGUCCAGAUGGCUUUCCAGGCUGCCUACUACGGUCUGUAUGGCCGAGUUGAGUGCACUUACGAGCCGGCCAUGACCAAGAUGUUCUUGCACGGCCGAACUGAGGCCAUCCGAACUGUCUCUCCCGAGGUUGUCGACUUUGUCCAGAGCUUCUGGGCUGAUAACCCGGCCGAGUCCAAGAUCGAGGCGCUCAAGAAGGCUUGCCAGAAGCACACUGCCAACACCCGACAGUGCUCCAAGGCUGAGGGUUGUGAUCGCCACCUCUAUGCCCUCUUCUCUGUGUGGCAGAGGAGCCUGGAUGAAGACCUUGACAGCAACUUGAACAGUACAGGUUACUCUAGCCCCGAUGGGUACUCGGACCGUGUGGGAUCGCCUGUCAGCAACGGUUCAUUUCCAUCUACAGAUGGUGUCGAGGUGAAGCCCUCCUCGCGCGAGCGCGGAUACAGCACCAACUCUCGUUCGCGGGAUCAGAACCCUCUGCCUCUCAUGUUUGCCGACUCUGGAUGGGACAAGCUGAACAACACCAUCAUCUCUACGUCCAACUGCGGAAACCCUGCUCUUCGCCAGUUUGGAUUCGGCCCUACCUCUGGAGAUGGUUUCGGUAUUGGAUACAUUAUCAAGGAUGAUGGACUCGCUAUCUGCGUUGCCAGCAAGCAUCGUCAGACCAAGCGUUUUGUCGACACCCUCGAGAGCUACCUCCUCGAGAUCCGCCGCAUCCUGCGCAUCAGCAACCGCAAGAUGUCUACCGGCAAGGCCAGCCGUGCUCGAGAGGUCGAGGUCGAGAGGCCCAAGCCCAUCAGCCGAGUUAAGAGCCGUGGACGCCCCAUCACUGCCGUUGACAGCCUCCGUUCAGCCACCGGCACAACCUCUCCCACCAACGAGAGCAGUACCUUCAGUGAGGAUGACGAGAUGGGUGGAUAUGGUUUCUUUGAUGCUGGCAUGCUUCUGCAGGCUCUCAAGGCUCGCCACGUGCAGUUUGAGACGACUACGGAGACGCGGGCUUCGGAACGGGCGGCGCAGGCACAGGCCCGUCGUCGUGAUAUUGGAAAGAAGUUGAGGCUGAUUGAUUACUGA
This is a messenger RNA of Fusarium keratoplasticum, 2574 nucleotides long. Its product is annotated as Carn-acyltransf domain-containing protein. The transcript has 3 exons. Gene Ontology annotation, cellular component: mitochondrion. The coding region runs from base 1 to 2574 and encodes 857 amino acids. Gene Ontology annotation, molecular function: carnitine O-acetyltransferase activity. Gene Ontology annotation, biological process: carnitine metabolic process. The record is from RefSeq and is a predicted model, not a curated record. Lineage: Eukaryota; Fungi; Ascomycota; Sordariomycetes; Hypocreales; Nectriaceae.